Molecule: messenger RNA, 1029 nt
Organism: Pyricularia pennisetigena
Lineage: Eukaryota; Fungi; Ascomycota; Sordariomycetes; Magnaporthales; Pyriculariaceae
Exons: 3
Coding region: 1-1029 (342 amino acids)
Cellular component (GO): fungal-type vacuole membrane
Source: RefSeq, a predicted model, not a curated record
AUGUCGGACAAGGACGUUGCACGCGAGGGCGUCGUUGCCCAUGAAAACGUCAGCGGCAAGCCCAGAAAGCGUGGGUGCAUUGGCCACUGCGGACGCUUCUGGUGGGCCUAUCUGAUAGCUUUGGUUAUCAUUAUUGUUAUUGUGGUGCCUGUUGUAAUCCUAGUGGCCGUGCCCAGGAUCGCGCAGGAUAAGAUCGACGCUGCCGAGCUCGAGGUGCGCGACAUCAAGGCGCUCGACACGCAGACCCAGAACUUCACCAUGGAGAUCGACAGCGGCAUCCGGACCGACGGCAAGGUGCACGCCCAGGUCGCGCCCUUUGAGGGCGUCAUGUACCUCGAGGACUGGGCGCCGCAGAGGCCGUUUGCCAAGAUCCGGUUCCCCGAGACCUCCAGCGCCGCGUUCCAGGAUGUCAAGGUGUCGCAGUUUGUCAACGUCGAGGACAUGGAGGCCUUUACCGUCUUCAACACCUGGCUUUUGGUCAACGACACCCUGAGGGUCACCAUCAGGGGCGACACCACCGUGCGCGUCCGCGGCAUCGCCCGUGACUACCCGGUCGUCUUCAAGAAGACCACCACCAUGCCCGGUCUGAACCUGUUCAGGGGCACCACCGUCAGCGACCCCAAGAUCCUCAGCGGAAACAGCACCGGCGACCACGGGGCAAACUUCCAGGGAACCGUUACGAUUCCCAACCAGUCCCGCGUGACUUUUGAAGUGGGCAACGCGACCUUCUUCAACUACCUGGGCGACCGGGACGUGGGCGAGGUGUACAUCAACAACAUGACCAUCAGGCCCGGCAACAACGUGUUCCCCAUGACGGCCAAGGUCAACAAUGAGGCCGUCUUGUCGGCCAUGACCAAGAGGCCGGCCUGCGAGACCGGAAAGGUCACCUUUGGGCUGCGCGGAAAGAAGGUGGAGAACCACGGCCAGCCUCUGCCCUACUUUGCCGACUCGCUCGCCAGCGCCAACCAGACCGUCGAGAUCGACAUUUCCCAGGCCCUCGGCUUCAAGAUACCCUGCUCCCAGACAUAG